AACCUUAUGGAUUUCCAACGGGAGGACCUGAGUCUCCCUGGAGUGUGGGUCUCCCUGUUCUUUGGAUUCCUGGGGCUGUGUUCUGUGGUAACCGGAGGCUGCAUUCUCUUUCUGCACUGGAGGAAGAACUUGCGGCGGGAAGAGCGGGCCCAGGAGUGGGUGGAGGCAAUGAGAGCUGCCACGUUCACUUACAGCCCCUUGUUGUACUGGAUUAACAAGCGACGGCAUUAUGGUAUGAACGCAGCCAUCAACACGGGCCCUCCCCCUGCUGUCAUCAAGACCGAGCCUGAGGUCCAGAAUCCCGAUCCGGUGUGGGAGUUGGACAUACCCGAGGGCAGGAGUCAUGCCACCCGAGACAGCAAUCCAGAGAUGGAGGCCCCUGCCCCUCUGCAACCUGCAGUCCAGCUGGUACAGCAGCAGCCCCAACCUACCCCCAUACUGCGGCCCCAGGCCAGCUCCCCACUCCCAGUUCCCAUCUUUCAGGAGGUGUCCUUUGCCUUAUCCCUAUGCAACCUGCCCCCUAUGCUGAACCACUCUGUUUCUUACCCCAUGGCCACCUGUCCUGAGAGGAACAUCCACUUUCAUUCCCUCCCCACAAUGGCUCAUGGUGACCAUUGUUUCAAUGCCAAGCCUUUUGCUUCAGAAUUGUAA
Messenger RNA from Choloepus didactylus (southern two-toed sloth), 651 nucleotides. It is a transcript of the gene TEX38, whose product is annotated as testis expressed 38. The transcript is spliced from 2 exons. Lineage: Eukaryota; Metazoa; Chordata; Mammalia; Pilosa; Megalonychidae. The record is from RefSeq and is a predicted model, not a curated record. Bases 7 to 651 code for a protein of 214 amino acids.